CUUCACAUCGGCAGUUUCUCCAGAAUCGCGCUCACAGAGAGGAGCUGCUCCGACCUUCAUCAUCAUCAUUCCUUCACUCACUCCUUCAUUCAUUCACUCGUUCAUCAUCAGUGUGGAGAUGUAUGUGUGCAGGAUUCACCCUCAGCUGCUCUCAGGUCAGAUCUUUAAAUAUUAUUAUAUUUAAUUUGAUUUAUUUCGAGUUUCUGUCAUUUUUUAUUUUUGUUGUUUUCUGGGAUGGAUGUGUGUUUUUGUUUUUGUGUGUCUGAGUGUGUGUGUGAGGACUGAAUAUGAUACCACUGCUAUAAUAAUGAUCAAUAAUAAUAAUGAUGAUUGAUGAGAGAGUGACUGUUUCUCCUGGUUAUUGUUCCUCCUUAUUAAACCCUGACUGUCCUCUCUGACUGAUCCGUGUUCCCAGUUUGUUGUAUUGAUUAUUGAUCAGUCGGUUUAUCAGGUGAUCAGUUCAGUAAACAUAAAGGUGACUCUAAAAAGGUCAUGACCCGCCAGCCAGACAACUGUGUGAACUGUUAUUGAUCCGUUUAAUCAGCUGAUCAGUUCAUUUGAUUUGAUCUUAAAGCUCCUCUGAGGAUCUUAGAGUCGGCUCAGGUUUUGGCGCCACCUGUGGACAAGGUCGUGUGUUUUUCAUAUGUUUGUAAAAAGUUGGGUUGGAUAUAGGUUGGAUAUAUUUUCCUGUAAAUACGGCAGUGAAGUUAGUUUUAGGUUGGAUAUAUUUUCCUGUAAAUACGGCGGUGAAGUUAGUUUCAGGUUGGAUAUAUUUUCCUGUAAAUACGGCGGUGAAGUUAGUUUUAGGUUGGAUAUAUUUUCCUGUAAAUACGGCGGUGAAGUUAGUUUUAGGUUGGAUAUAUUUUCCUGUAAACACGGCGGUGAAGUUAGUUUUAGGUUGGAUAUAUUUUCCUGUAAAUACGGCAGUGAAGUUAGUUUCAGGUUGGAUAUAUUUUCCUGUAAAUACGGCGGUGAAGUUAGUUUCAGGUUGGAUAUAUUUUCCUGUAAAUACGGCAGUGAAGUUAGUUUCAGGUUGGAUAUAUUUUCCUGUAAAUACGGCGGUGAAGUUAGUUUCAGGUUGGAUAUAUUUUCCUGUAAAUACGGCGGUGAAGUUAGUUUCAGGUUGGAUAUAUUUUCCUGUAAAUACGGCGGUGAAGUUAGUUUCAGGUUGGAUAUCUGACGGACAUUCUCUGAGGAUCUACCGGUGUCUUCUCACUCUCCAUAACCGGGAAUAACAACAGCAGCGCGGUUAAAUCUACUCGACACCCUCACUGUCAACAUCGGUGUUGAAUAAGGGACCGUCAAUAAAUUACCGGUUGAUGUUCUCAGAAAAGGCUGUUUUCCUUCAAUAGCUUCACUGUCAUGUGACCAAAAGACCUCAAAUUGAUUUCUAAUAAUAGUACUUAGGCCGAUCAAUAAGACACACCUCUUUGUUUCCCUAAUUUUUCCUCUAGCACGUGUGCUCCCUGUGAAAAAAGUAAGUGUCAAGCCCUGUGAACCCAGCAGACCCGGUUCUGGAGUCAGACAGCUGCUGGUUCUGUUUGAUCCGGAUCUUAUAGAGGAGGAACCACAAAAGUGAAACAGUUUCAGAACACAGUCAUUCACUCAAAGAUCAAUAUUUUUACACCAAAUAUGAAGAUGAUUUGAAAAUAAUCAUAUCACUUCUGUUAAAAAUAGUCUGAACUGUUUCCAUAGCAACAGCUAACAUAGCUGUUAUUACUUACAUGAAACUAUCAGUGCGGUUUAUUUUAAGCCUUAAGCCCCGCCCCUUCUUUGGCCUCACCUGUGUCAGCUCAGGUGUAAACAGUCAGCUGUGUUUGUUCGAUAUUUAGGGCAGCGGGACGAUGGAUGUCGUGAUCAUGUGACCAUCCUGACAGAGGGUAUGAUGAUGUCACAUCCUGUCUGAGAGCGCCCACGUGUCUGAAGGUCCUGAAGUGUUGAAGGUCGAUGAAGCUCAGACUCAUCUCCGAAUUUCAGACUCGAUGCUCUCGGUUACAGAAACGUCCGGUCUGUUCAGUGAGAUGAAUAAAUUCACACGUUCAGAGACGGAGGCGAAGCUGUCUGCUUCAUCAGCUCUCUGCUGGGUCAGUGGUUACCACGGCAACAGACAGAGCGCAGAUCCGGGUCUGCAGACUGAAACACUUUGGAUUAAUACAAACCCAGAGACGGAGAAACAGAUUCAUUCAACUUUCUUUUCAGAUCUAAGAAAGUGAAUUUACUGAAAUUUUUCACUUUUCUGUGUUUGAAAAAAGAGUCGUGUUGUUCUGAUCGACGGUGUAAAAUUAAUUUAGGGUCAAACACACCGUAACACCAGAGAUGAAUUUUAACUUUGACUCAUUCUUUUAGCAAAGAGUCUAACACAACUCACCUACUCUCUUCCAGCAGACGCUUGUUUCGGACUACAGCGGGGUGCCGCAGCUCAAGGAAGAACAUUUAUGAUCAUUUCCUCAUGGAAAUACAAUCAGACCGAGACGCUAAGGCGGAAGAACUACUGCGUCUGUAAAAUGAUUAAUAUGGUGAUUAUUACUUCAAGGAAAUGAUAAAGAAAUGAUCAUAAAUGUUCUUCCUUGAGCUGCGGCACCCCGCUGUAGUCUGUAAUGGACUGGCCUGAGGUCUCUCUACAAACAAGCGUCUGCUGGAAGAGAGUAGGUGAGUUGUGUUUAGUCUCUUUGCUAAAGAAAUGAGUCAAAGUUAAAAAGAUGUUUGGUGUCUAGUACUAUGUCUGUGACCCUAUAUGUCCUGUUGAUGAAGUUAGGUGCUGUUCUGAGCAUUAUUUGUGUCUAUAGAGUGGCGUUUUGGUUGGGGGCGUGGCUCUCUGUAUUGCUAUCCUGCGGUCGUUACUAAAGUUGGUAUAACUAGAGAAGCAAGCGGUCGACAACAUUCAUCUCUGAGGGGGGGGUCUAACUCGGUGUUACGGUGGGUUUGACCCUAAUUUUACGCUGAAAUGUCCCUUUAACAUCAGCUCUUCCUCCAUCAGACACUCCCACAUCCCUCUGUGGGGUGUUCCUUUUUACACAGCUGUGUCGUUUCCUGCUGCUUUUGUCUCCAGUUUGUGUCUCCGAGCUUCAUGAAGGUCUUUGGAGGACCAGCUGAGACUCUGAUCCAGCUUAUACCGGUCUUUGUUUACAUCGUCAGUGAAGUGGCGAGCGCUAACAGAGGAAACAGCUGAGGCGUUUAAAUCAGCUGUUUUUGUUUUUGUUGACCUCCACAGCGGCGCUCCUGCUGAUCUCGUGGCGGUGCGUUCAGGGUCUGCAGGUGGACGUCGUUCCCAAAUAUCCUCUGAUGGAGCUGGGGGGGCGGAGCCAGCUGGUGUGCGCGGUCAGGGACUGCCCCACGACGCCGAGCGUGUCCUGGUCUCCGCUGGGGGACCGCCCCCUGACGGCCUCCAUCAGCACCAACAGAACGGGCUCCGUGUUGACCUUUGACCCCGUGAUGAUGGAGCAUGAGGGGGCGCUGCUGUGCAAAGUGGACUGUGGAGGAGAGAAGAGGCAGAUCGAGGCGUCCGUCAGAGUCUACGGUGAGUCCAGACGUCAGUCUGAGCAAUGAGUACUGUCAGGACUCAAACAGGAAACUGUUUUUAUUUACGUUUAUCACAAUUUCCAAACUUUAAUGGAGGUGGGUUUUUAACAAAGACCUUCAUAUCCAUGUUGGUCGUCUGUGGUUCACGUAUCUUAGUUCCCUGCAGUCAUCAGCUAACUGCUCUCUGAUUGGUUCCCUUACUCAGCCUUCCCAUCAGCCCCUGUGAUCAGAGGUCAGGACAGCCUGAGGUUGGGGGUGGAGUCUAUUCUCACCUGUCAGGCGUCUGGGGUUUAUCCCUCUGAGCUGCUGACCCUCACCUGGCUGAGAGGAGAUCACGUCCUGCAGAGCAUCACCGGAGAUCCUGAGUCCAGCUCGGUCCAGUCUGAGUACAGGUUUACCCCUCAGGACCAGGACUCAGGAGGAACCAUCAGCUGCAGAGCCACACUGGACCUGCAGGAUCUGGACCCACAGGACCGGACCAGAGAGACCACCGUCCCCCUAAACCCACUCUGUGAGUCCCACACAGUUCUCUAGUCUGAUCCUGAGGGGAACAUGUCCUCAGGGGGUUUGGUUUGGACCACAGAGUCCAGACUGAGGACCAGGUCUGAUCUCUUAAUUCAGAUUAUUGUAGACCUAAAUCCUGAACCCUGAUUACCCGUCCUCCUCCUCCUCUGCAGACCCUCCUGUCGUCACGGCGACCCCAAACUCCAUGGUCGUGAUGGCCGGCUCUCAUCUCACCCUGAACUGCUCAGCCCAAGGAAACCCAGAGCCCACACUCACCUGGACCUUCAGGAGAGCCAGUGGGGGGUCUGAGGUACGAGGUCAAGGCCAUCAGCUGGUCCUGGACCCCGUGAGUCUGUCUGACUCUGGACAGUAUGACUGUGAAGCCGAGAACAGUGAAGGACACCAGACUGCAGCUGUGGAGGUCAAAGUUCAUGGUGAGAGUGAAGCGUCUGUUUUAUAGAAGAUCUCUGAGGGCGGCCAAUAAGAAAAGAGCACUCAAGUUUUUACAUAUUAAAAAUAAUAAUAAUAAUAAUAAUAUAAUAAUAAUAAUAACAAUAAUAAUAAUAAUAAUAAUAAUAAUCAUUAUUAUUAUUAUUAUUAUUAUUAUUAUUAUUAUUAUAUUUAUUAUUAUUUUAUUAAUAUUAUUAUUAUUAUUAUUAUUAUUAUUUCAUUAUCUUUAUUAUCAUUAUUAUUUUUUUUGUAUUUAGUUUUUUUGUAUUGUUAUUUUUAUUUAUCUUAUUAUCACUUUUUUUAAGCGCUAAUCAAACGUUAAUAUCAAAGGUUUGGGCUCCGCCCCUUCUUCUGUACCUGUCCUCAGUUUUGUCCGCCUCUCAUCCCACAGCUCCGCCCACCAACACCUCCCUCCUACUGAGUCCAGGUGAGGAGGUGGUGGAGGGCCAGCAGGUGACAUUAACCUGUCUCUCAGAGGGAGCCCCGCCCCCCGAACUCGUGCUAAAAAGGGGAGAGGUGGAGCUCAAGAAGUCUGACUCCGCCUCCUCCUCACUACUCUUCAACAUCUCCUUCGCCCAGCUGAAAGACUCCGCCCACUAUCAGUGUGAAGCCUCCAAUCCGCUGGGAUCUCAGCUGGUCAGCCGAUCGCUCACAGUCACAGGUGCUGCUCAUCUUCACUGUUCACACCUGAGUCCAAACAUCAAACACACACGGCUUUGUCACCUGACUCACCUGACUCACCUGACUCUUGUUCUGUGGUUCUGUCAGCCCACCCUCUGCAGGUGGAGGUGAGUCCUUCUCUCUCCGCAGCGGAGCGGGGUUCAGGUUUGAAUCUCACCUGCAGAGCGUCUGGAUGUCUCCGCCCCCCCACCCUCACCUGGAGGAGGACAGACGAUGAAGGAGUGGUCCUCCAAGGGACACAGGGACAGGACGGCCUCUACCUGCUCCACCUGCAGGACCUGGACCUCCAGGAGCGAGGAGGAUUCACCUGUGAGGCCGAGUGUGACGCCGUCAUCAGGACCGCCAACGCACAGAUCGACAUCUACUGUGAGUACAGAUACAUAGAUCCACAUCUACUGUGAGUAUAGAUACAUAGAUCCACGUCUACUGUGAGUAUAGAUACAUAGAUCCACGUCUACUGUGAGUAUAGAUACAUAGAUCCACAUCUACUGUGAGUAUAGAUACAUAGAUCCACAUCUACUGUGAGAAUAGAUAUAUAGAUCCACAUCUACUGUGAGUAUAGAUACAUAGAUCCACAUCUACUGUGAGUAUAGAUACAUAGAUCCACAUCUACUGUGAGUAUAGAUACAUAGAUCCACGUCUACUGUGAGUAUAAAUACAUAGAUCCACGUCUACUGUGAGUAUAGAUACAUAGAUCCACGUCUACUGUGAGUAUAGAUACAUAAAUCCACAUCUCCUGUGAGUAUAGAUAGAUAGAUCUUCUUCCACUGCGAGUAUAGAUAGAUAGAUUGAUAGAUCCACGUCUACUGUGAGUAUAGAUACAUAGAUCCACAUCUACUGUGAGUAUAGAUACAUAGAUCCACGUCUACUGUGAGUAUAGAUACAUAGAUCCACGUCUACUGUGAGUAUAGAUACAUAGAUCCACAUCUACUGUGAGUAUAGAUACAUAGAUCCACGUCUACUGUGAGUAUAGAUACAUAGAUCCAUGUCUACUGUAAAUAUAGAUACAUAGAUCCACGUCUACUGUGAGUAUAGAUACAUAGAUCCACGUCUACUGUGAAUAUAGAUACAUGGAUCUGUGUCUACUGUGAGUAUAGAUAGAUAGAUUGAUAGAUCCACGUCUACUGUGAGUAUAGAUAGAUAGAUACCUAAGUAUAGAUAGAUAGAUAGAUAGAUAGAUUGAUAGAUGGGGGGGACAUCUAGCUGCUAGAUUCUAGAGUUAGAUGCUCAUUCUAGAUUGAUAUUUAAACACAGGGAUGAAUUUCCAGACUGCACCUUUAAUUCAGCAGUAAUCAGGAGCAGCAUCUGGAUCAGGUCCGAUGGUACCACAUUCCUGCAGGUCUCAGAGGGGGGUCCUUGUAAGUCCACGUCCUGGACUCGAGUCAGUGUGUUUGGACAGAGAGAGGAGGUCAGAGGUCACACCUCCUCCUCGCACAGAUCUGUUUCUAAUCUGAGUCCUGACCCCGCAGGAAGUGACACAACAGGAGAGGAGGAAUCCAAAGACCUCCUCCCACACACACACACACACACACACACACACACGCACACAGCAGAGUGAGGUCCUCCCCCGCAGAGACAGUGUGUCUCAUAAUAAGUUAAAGAUCUGACAGUCUGAUCCUGUUACACACACACACACACACACACUCAGACUGUUCGAACUCUCCUGAAACUUCGGACAGUCUGUCCCUGAAACUUUGCGGAGAUAUUCGGUGACUCUGUGUCAGUCCGAGUCCGACCGUUAAAGAUCUCAGAGCUGCAGUGAAGCAGAGUCCGUUUCUAUGGCGACAGUUCUGGCGCUGUAUAUCUCUGUUUCUUGUGAAGAGCAUUACAAGUACAUGAAGUAAACAUCCUGACCCCGCCCACUCGCCCACACUGGAUUUCAUGAGGGUGACCAGCUGUGUUUAGACCUGGUCUCACUCCUCAGGGUGAAAACGUCUGAAGUCACACCUGCCAUCAGCUGAUUCUCCCUCUCCUGUUAAAGCGCCAACACUCAGUUCGUUUACAGUCUCAGUUUAAUCGGACUAAACUCAUAAUUCGUCUUUUUCUCUGAAUCAGACUUCUCUCCUCGUCCUUGUUUACAUGCAGCUGAGAAAAUCGAAUUAUUGACGUGAACGUGUCCUCCUCCCCAACACUAGGGGGCGAUGUGGGUCUUUUCAGCUGCGCUGUUUCCGACCCCAUCCAACCGUCAACAACAACAGCAGGUCGGUGUCAGACGUCAGAAGUGUCUACAACUGCUGCUGGGCAUUUUGGAGAAACAAGAAGAUGGAGCAUCGUACAGCGUUGUUUUUGUCCGACAUGAUGGACGCGCUACUUUUUCUAAAGAUGAGACCAACGCUACUCCUCUACUCUGGGGGUUUUGUUACGGGGUUAUGGGGGCGUGGCAUCAUACUCCGACUACGCUGGUUACAUGGGAGAGAAAAUCAAACUCCAAUCAGAUUAUCUGGGUGUCUUAAUCAGAGUUCUUAAACUCUGAUUAUAGUCGGACUAAAGUGUUUACAUGACCUUCAGUUGUCCGGUCUUUAUCGGAAAAAGGCGAUAAUUCAGUUUUCUUGAGUGUCAUGGAAACAGACUGAAUGAUUUCUAAGAUCUGAGGUCUGAGCGUCUUCUGUGUUCCCUCUGCAGCCUUCCCAUCCGAUCCAGCUCUGAGGUACCCCGGUCCCAUCCUGCUGGAUCAGGAGCUGGUCCUUAGCUGCGAUGUCAGCGAUGUCUUCUCAGCCAAUCAGAUGAGGCUCCAGUGGCUGAUGGGAAAUACGACGCUGGCGUCAGAGUCCUUCACGUUCUCGGGUUCCUUACAGAACGUCUCGUCUGUUCUUCAGUACCGGGUCACAGAGGAGCAGCUGGUUCUGACCUGCAGGGCCGAGCUGCUGACGGGGGACGGGGACUUGUGGAGGACCAGAGAGACCAGAACUGACCUGCAGGUCCACUGUGAGUGUCCGAGGAGAGGAUCUAGCAUAGAUAUAAGAUAGAUAGAAAGAUAGAUAGAUAGAUAGAUAAGUAUAGAAAGAUAGAUAGAUAGAUAGAUAGAUAAGUAUAGAAAGAUAGAUAGAUAGAUAGAUAAGUAUAGAUGUAUAGAUAGAUAGAUAAGUAUAGAUAGAUGUAUAGAUAGAUAGAUAAAUAGAUAAGUAUAGAUAGAUAGAGAGAUAGAUAGAUAAGUAUAGAUAGAUAGAUAGAUAAGUAUAGAAAGAUAGAUAGAUUAGUGUAGAUAUAGAUAGAUUAGUAUAGAUAUAGAUAGAUUAGUAUAGAUUAAUAUAGAUAGAUAGAUAGAUAGAUAAGUAUAGAUAGAUAGAGAGAUAGAUAGAUAAGUAUAGAUAGAUAGAUAGAUAAGUAUAGAUAGAUAGAUAGAUAAAUAGAUAGAUAGAUAGAUAGAUAGAUAAGUAUAGAUAGAUAGAUAGAUAGAUAAGUAUAGAAGUAUAGAUAGAUAGAUAAGUAUAGAUAGACAGAUAGAUAGAUAGAUAGAUAGAUAGAUAGAUAGAUAAGUAUAGAAAGAUAGAUAGAUUAGUGUAGAUAUAGAUAGAUUAGUAUAGAUAUAGAUAGAUUAGUAUAGAUUAGUAUAGAUAGAUAGAUAGACUUUAUUUAUCUUGGGGUAAAUUCGUUAAAAUUUGUUAAAAUUCGUUAAAAUUGUUCAAAUCCUGGUUCCUGGUAUCUUUCUUCAUACUUCCUGAGAUCUUCUCUGAACUCUUCAAACCCGGGUCUUCCUCACAGCUGACGCUCGGGUCGAAUUGUUGUGUUAAUCUAUUUUAAACCGACUGUGACAUCACUCCCACCUCUAGCAGGGAUUGGUCAGCGGUGAGGAGGCGGUGGACAUUUUCCCGUCACUGUCGUUUUUAGUCUGCAGACAGCUGGAGUGAACGGUGUGAAAGGUCUCAGUGGGUCUGUGUGAACAUGUGACACGUUAUCAGCAUGUUUAAAUAGAUCUGUGACCUUUGACCUCCAGACUCAGUCAGGGUCAUACAGACUCUUCUGAACAUAGACGACGAGCAGAGUAAACGUAUAUGCAGACGAUGGAGUUUUUAAUCUGUGAGACUCUGACGGUCUAAUAAAUCUUAAGAGCUGACCCCUCUCUCGUUCAUUAAUCCCUCCAUCACAGGUUCAUACUCUGAUUCAGGAUUUUAACUCAGUCCGGGUCUGUUUGGUUCUCAGAUCCUCCGAGGAACACCUCCUUCUCCCUGAGUCCAGGUGAGGAGGUGGUGGAGGGCCAGCAGGUGACCUUCACCUGUCACUCAGAGGGAGUCCCACCUGCCGCUCUGGUGUUGAGAAGGGACGGGGUGGAGCUCCAAAGAUCUGAACCCUCAUCCUCUUCGCUCUCCUUUAACGUUUCCUCCGCACGUCUGGAAGACUCCGCCCACUAUCAGUGUGAAGCCUCCAAUCAGCACGGAUCUCAGCAAGUCAGCAGCUCGCUCACAGUCAGAGGUACUGCUCACCCAAAAAAUACAGAUGUGACUUUAAUUCACACACCUGACCUUCAUUUACACACACCUGACCUUAAUCUACACACACCUGACCUUAAUGAACACACACAUGACCUUAAUGAACACACACCUGACCUUAAUCUACACACACCUGACCUUUAUCUACACACACAUGACCUUAAUCUACACACACCUGACCUUAAUCUACACACACCUGACCUUCAUUUACACACACCUGACCUUAAUUUACACACACCUGACCUUAAUCUACACACACCUGACCUUAAUCUACACACACCUGACCUUAAUCUACACACACCUGACCUUAAUUUACACACACCUGACCUUAAUCUACACACACCUGACCUUAAUGAACACACACAUGACCUUAAUCUACACACACCUGACCUUAAUCUACACACACCUGACCUUAAUCUACACACACCUGACCUUAAUCUACACACACCUGACCCUAAUCUACACACACCUGACCCUAAUCUACACACACCUGACCUUAAUGAACACACACCUGACCUUAAUCUACACACACCUGACCUUUAUCUACACACACCUGCCCUUAAUGAACACACACCUGACCUUAAUCUACACACACCUGACCUUUAUCUACACACACCUGCCCUUAAUCUACACACACCUGCCCUUAAUCUACACACACCUGACCUUCAUUUACACACACCUGACCUUAAUGAACAUACACCUGACCUUCAUUUACACACACAUGACCUUAAUCUACACACACCUGACCUUAAUCUACACAAACAUGACCUUAAUCUACACACACCUGACCUUAAUCUACACACACAUGACCUUAAUCUACACACAUCUGACCUUAAUCUACACACACAUGACCUUAAUCUACACACAUCUGACCUUAAUGAACACACAUCUGACCUUAAUCUACACACAUCUGACCUUAAUCUACACACACAUGACCUUAAUCUACACACAUCUGACCUUAAUCUACACACACAUGACCUUAAUCUACACACAUCUGACCUUAAUGAACACACACCUGACCUUAAUCUACACACAUCUGACCUUAAUCUACACACAUCUGACCUUAAUCUACAUACACAUGACCUUAAUCUACACACACCUGACCUUCAUUUACAAACACCUGACCUUAAUCUACACACACCUGACCUUAAUGAACACACACCUGACCUUAAUCUACACACACCUGACCUUCAUUUACACACACCUGACCUUAAUGAACACACACCUGACCUUAAUCUACACACACCUGACCUUAAUCUACACACACCUGACCUUAAUCUACACACACCUGACCUUAAUUUACACACACCUGACCUUAAUCUACACACACCUGACCUUAAUGAACACACACAUGACCUUAAUCUACACACACCUGACCCUAAUCUACACACACCUGACCUUAAUCUACACACACCUGACCUUAAUCUACACACACCUGACCCUAAUCUACACACACCUGACCUUAAUCUACACACACAUGACCUUAAUCUACACACACCUGACCUUAAUCUACACACACCUGACCUUCAUUUACACACACCUGACCUUAAUGAACACACACCUGACCUUAAUCUACACACACCUGACCUUUAUCUACACACACCUGACCUUAAUCUACACACACCUGCCCUUAAUCUACACACACCUGACCUUCAUUUACACACACCUGACCUUAAUGAACAUACACCUGACCUUCAUUUACACACACAUGACCUUAAUCUACACACACCUGACCUUAAUCUACACAAACAUGACCUUAAUCUACACACACCUGACCUUAAUCUACACACACAUGACCUUAAUCUACACACAUCUGACCUUAAUCUACACACACAUGACCUUAAUCUACACACAUCUGACCUUAAUGAACACACACCUGACCUUAAUCUACACACAUCUGACCUUAAUCUACACACACAUGACCUUAAUCUACACACAUCUGACCUUAAUCUACACACACAUGACCUUAAUCUACACACAUCUGACCUUAAUGAACACACACCUGACCUUAAUCUACACACAUCUGACCUUAAUCUACAUACACAUGACCUUAAUCUACACACACCUGACCUUCAUUUACAAACACCUGACCUUAAUCUACACACACCUGACCUUAAUGAACACACACCUGACCUUAAUCUACACACACCUGACCUUUAUCUACACACACCUGACCUUAAUCUACACACACCUGACCUUAAUCUACACACACCUGACCUUCAUUUACACACACUUGACCUUAAUGAACAUACACCUGACCUUCAUUUACACACACAUGACCUUAAUCUACACACACCUGACCUUAAUCUACACAAACAUGACCUUAAUCUACACACACCUGACCUUAAUCUAGACACACAUGACCUUAAUCUACACACAUCUGACCUGACCUUAAUCUACACACAUCUGACCUUAAUCUAGACACACAUGACCUUAAUCUACACACAUCUGACCUGACCUUAAUCUACACACAUCUGACCUUAAUCUACACACAUCUGACCUUUAUCUACACACACAUGACCUUAAUCUACACACACCUGACCUUCAUUUACAAACACCUGACCUUAAUUUACACACACCUGACCUUAAUGAACACACACCUGACCUUAAUCUACACACACCUGACCUUUAUCUACACACACCUGACCUUUAUCUAUACACACCUGACCUUAAUCUACACACAUCUGACCUUAAUGAACACACACCUGACCUUAAUCUACACACAUCUGACCUUAAUCUACACACACAUGACCUUAAUCUACACACACCUGACCUUCAUUUACAAACACCUGACCUUAAUUUACACACACCUGACCUUAAUGAACACACACCUGACCUUAAUCUACACACACAUGACCUUAAUCUACACACACCUGACCUUAAUCUACACACAUUUGACCUUAAUCUACACACACCUGACCUUAAUCUACACACACCUGACCUUAAUGAACACACACCUGACCUUAAUCUACACACAUCUGACCUUAAUCUACACACACCUGACCUUAAUCUACAAACACCUGACCUUAAUGAACACACACCUGACCUUAAUCUACACACACCUGACCUUAAUCUACACACACCUGACCUUUAUCUACACACACCUGACCUUUAUCUAUAAACACCUGACCUUAAUCUACACACGCCUUACUCCAUAAUCCAAACUUGUAUUUGAUUAAAGCACCUGCUGUUUUAUCACACCUGACUGAACUGAGUUCACUUUUACCUUACAUUGGUCUUUCAUUAACACCUGACCUACAGUAUUGCACCUUUUUAAAUUAGCACACCUGUGCUGUCAGUUAGAGCUGAAUGUAGGGGAACAUUCCUGCUGAUAAAACAAAGCUUGAGUAGAUAUACUGGAGCUCUGUUCAGAGUCUACAGGUAGAUCUUGGCCUGUCAGAGUCCUGUCAGGUAGAUGACACCUGUAUGCAGUUAAAGAGACAGAGCUGUGAACAGAGGGGGUUUAUUCCUCCUGUGCUGCUUGUUGAGCUCGCUGCCUUCAGUUCCUGUGAUCACAGAGUCGGAUCUGUUCUCACAGAGACUUAAAGGAUGUUAAAAAAGGAUGGCGAUACUAAGAGAUGAUGUCGAAACUAAAAACAUUUGGAAACAGUCAAGGACCGAGGACAGAGCCCUGUGGGGCCCCGUCUAAUCUCUCUGAUGAGAAACAUUAAAAAGGGGAGUUUCCAGACAGUUCUUCUUCUGCUUUGUGUUUUGCUGUGAUUUCUUCCUCCUGUGCUGACGGCUGUUAUCAGAGGAGCAGACCUCUCACUCCUCCUUAUGAAGAGCUGAGAGCUUCAGCAGACAGAAAUAACCUCUGAGGAAUCUGUGAAGGCUCUCUGCAGACCGAGCUGACAGUUACUCUACGACCAGGUCCAGGUGUGUGUGUGUGUGUGUGUGUGUGUGUGUGUGUGUGUGUGUGUGUGUGUGUGUGUGUGUGUGUGUGUGUGUGUGUGUGUGUGUGUGUGUGAUUAAAUAAUGAUUUUAGGAAACAGCAUUUACAGACUUCUCUGUAAACAUGACAGGAACUGAAAAGAUUAAAAUGUUUGUUUAAAUAGGAAGCGAGCUGUGUGACCAACACUCAUGUGGUCAGAUGAUGAUGAUUGGGGGGGUCCAGUAUCAGGUGAUGACGUGAGUGUGUUAAAGGGUUAACAACAGGUCAAUAGGGUCAACUCAGCAGCUCACUGACAGGACUGAGUUAUCAGGGGAGGGUCUGCAGCUCGGGUCCACUCUGGAGUUUUCAGAAAUUAUCCAAAAAGUUAAGCUCGGAAAUUUUGGAAAUAUUCCAAAUUGGAAACUGUCCAUGGGAAUUAACUGGAAAUUAACUAUCAUAUCCAAACAUAAAUGUUAAUAUUUUAGUUUUGUCAUAAGCAGACAUCCGUGUAAAAUAAUACAAUUAAAAAACAUUUCAACAGAUUUAUUGGAGUGGCGGUGGCGAACGUGGCGUUUAUCUGUAGAAUAAAGUAACAAAAAAGCUUGUAAGAACACUAAUGCAAUGGCAUGAACAGAAAUAUAGUCGGCUAAACAACUGGAAUGGUCUUCAAAAUAUUAAACAAUUGAUGUAUAAAUGAUUGUUUGGUUACAGAAAACCGUCUGUCAGGAGUCUGAAGAAACAGCGUCACAUUUGACCACCACCAUAAUAAGCCAGACCCUUAAAUGAGAACAAAGUUUAGUUAUUGAUUGACAUUGAUAAAGUUUGUAAAGAUGUUUCUCUCAUCUGGAGGACAUCUUCAGCUGUGACUUGUUUGUCGAGGACCUAAAUCAAGGAUUUGAGAAAGGUCUCCUCUAAAUCAGUGAGCAUGUGCAAAGGAUUAAUGCGCCACAAACUGAGGAGCAGCGCCUUAGCCUCUAAAGUAACCUGGAUAUAAACUUUAAGAGAACUUUCCCUCUAAAUCCAGCUCGUAUACGUGAGAAGAAUUUAAGGCUGUCAGGAAGAGAGUGCACAGCACAGCUCUGUGCAGCAGAGAGGGAAGAUGCCGACAGAUAAUCUCACAGUAAAAUGAAAAACUGAGCAGAGCUGCGGAGCCCCACAGGUGCUUUUAGAGAGCGAGAAUCUGCAGCAUAUACACUACAGACCAUCAUGAAGAAGGAACAGUACCACUCCAUCCUCCAGCACCAUGCUGCUCCAUCUGGACUCAGACUUGUGGCUCAUAAGUUUGUUUUGCAGUAAGACAAUGACCCUAAGCUCUCUGCCAAGCUCUGUCAGGGUUACCUACACUAAAAAGAAGAGGAAGGUGUUCUUCAAAAGAUGGUUUGGCCCCCUCAGUCUCCAGACCUUUCUCCAGUUGAACUUGUGCGGAUGAAUCGGAUCGAUCGGUCAGAAAAACUCGUCCCACGAAUCAGCGUCUCUUUUUAAUGAACUUAAGAAAGCUUGAAUGUAAUCCCUGGAACAGACCUUAGAAAACUUGGUGAACUUGGCCUGGUAUAUGCCGAGCUGUUGUUAAAGCCAGAGGAGGUAACUUUAAAGAAAGUCUAACAACAAAAACUCAAAUACCUUAGAAUUAUAGUCAGAAUGUCUUCUGAUAAGUUACUCUUUACACAAAUUAUAUUUAUGAAACUAUGAUCUUGUUUUGUACAAAUCUUGUUUCCAGACUUUUGGCCUGUAGUGAAUGUCCUCAUGAGUUUGAUCUGUGUAUAACCUCCUGACUGAAAUCAUGUGGAGAACUUCGAUUUAAAGGAAACUGGAGCAAAAAACUGCAGAAACACAAAAAACAGCUCUGCUUCACUCGGACGUCAUUCCUCCAUAUUAAAUGUCCCAAAACAUGUGUGCCAGAAAUCCCAGCAUGCUCUGCUAAACCAGGUCACACGUUUUAGUAUGCAUACCAGCAUCCGUCUUGAGCAUGUUGACCUACAAUCCUCCGCAGAGCAGAGCAGAGCGGAGUCAUGCAACCCAGAUGUCAGAGUUUGAUGAAAAACUCUGAUUUAGAAACAAAGACGGUUUGAAAGAAGAAGAAAAGGAGGAUAAAGUGAUUAAAAUUCUUUCUGAAAAACUAAACCGUGAAACACGCCCAACAGAGGAGGAGGCAGAAAUCAAAAGUUCAAGUCCGUUUAAUAUUAGUUUGGCACAGGCACAGGUUUCCAGGGGCAACGUCAGAGUCAGGAGGUUCUAACCUGGAACGAACAUGAGGAGAAGACUGGGACGCAGAGGUUCAAGAUGAGGGAGAGGAGGGGUCAGAUUUAAUACACAUGAGGAGUGGGGAUAAUAAGACACAGGUAAGACAGGUGAGAGUAAACCGAGGAGCGGGAAACACAGACAGGACCUGAACUGAGAGACGAGAGUUUAUUUAAAAAACAACCAAAAGACAGAAACACACAAAUACAUACACACACAAACUGGGUCCAGUCCAAUCCAAGUGUAUUAAAACAACAAGAGGUUUGAAGAUUAAGACCUGUUCAAACACUGGGAGAGGGAGAUAGUGGAGUUACAAAGAGGACUCUGAUUCAGAGCCAAGAACUAAAGAGUCACCGUGUUAAAAACAGCUGAACACGAGGAAACAGAGCUGCUGCUGAGGACACGGCGGCACCGUCCCGUUCCUGCACACUUCACUGAGCGCGCUCGGCUGCACGCCUUACUGUAGAGACGUUUUAACGCAGCAGAGGUCCGUUUUCCUUCGGUGGUUCACAGAGACGAGGAGCAGGGAGAAGACUGUCCCUGUCCUCCACACUUCACUGAAUUUAUUAUCAUCCUUUAUUUACACUUCAGAGGAACUCGGCCCCACCCAGCUCUUCAUGCUGUCUCUGAUUUGAACAGUCUCAUGUGGAUCUAAUGCCUGUUCAGGGUCUUUGCUGCUGCUCUCCCUGCACUGACUUUUCAUGUGUGCCGACAAAAUUCAGGAACUGGAGAGAGCUAAAUGAACAGUUUGUAUCUGCAUCUUUUUUUUGUGCAAAGCUAAAACUGUCCAGGCUCUGUCUCUGAUGGUACCGGUCCAUGUGAGACAGCAGUCUUUGCUACUUCUCUACCUGCCUCAGAUCAAAAACCUGUGAAUCUAACAGAGCUGUAGGCAACAGUUUCCUUUCUCAUGUAGUUUUUGUGCAAAGCUAAAGUUGUCCUGCUUCUGAUAACAGCGGUCUUUGUACGACAGCGGUCUUUGCUGCUUCUCUACCUGCCGGGACUUUUCAUAUAUGCACAUGAAAUAAGGUGGAGCAGGUGUGUUUUCCCCACCUUUGCUCCUUCACAUGAGCAUCUGGAAGGGCAGGAAACUUUUAGCACAGAGCUGUACCACCAAAUAUGACUUACUGCAUAAACUAAUGAUGUCUCUGAGCAGAAGUGGUGCUGACUAAAGUGUCAGUAGCCACGUUUACAUGCAGACUUUUUUCUCAUUCGGAUUAUAAUCACUCCGAUUGAAGCUCCCAGGCGAACUGUUUACAUGGAAGCGAUCUAUUCUGAUCUGGUGUUUACAUGUGCCACGGCAUUCAAUCGGAACAGCUAUUUACAGACACGUGAUACCUUCAAACAUCACGUGAUUGAUCAAAGAUGGAGGUCUUUCGUCUGUUAAGCAGAGUAGUAGCGAUUGUUUUUUCACUUUUAUUAAAGCAACAGCUUGCCACCAACGCGCUCUUACUGGACGCUCUUACUGGACGCUCUUACUUACUCUUACUUUUCCAGCGGUUCCUAAUCUGUUCGACGUUACGGUCCACCCCUGCCUCGCAGAGUUUUUCAUGAACUUUUUUAAAUAGUUCAGCAUUUCGUGUUUUCCUACCGUCUAAGCGUGCGACAAUGUCUAGUUCUUUGAGAGUUUGUAUCAAAAACAAACUCUCCGACACAGACCAGUGCCUCGUGCUCUGCCUCGAAGCCGCCAUCAUGUUUCCAUGUGAGUCAUACGUCACUGCUUGUUUACAUCAGGACAGAGCAUGCGCAGACAGAACCCAGCCUGACAAAUUUCCGAUUCACCGUUUACAUGACAGGAUUUUGCUUUUAAUCGGAAUGGGAAAAGGAAUAUUCUACCCCUGUGAAUCGGAAUGAAAUUCCAUUCGGAAUGGGCCUGUUUAUUCCGAAUGAGGUGUUUAUAUGGAGCAUUUUCAUUCCGAUUGGGCUUCUAAUCCGAUUAUAUUCGGAAUAUUUGGCUCCAUGUAAACGUAGCUACUGAUACUUUCCAGAACAACUUCACACUUAGAUUGGAAACAACUCCAUCGCAUUAAUCAGCUGAAUCAAUAAAAUCAUUAAAAAUACUUGGAUCAAAGAGAGGAUGUUGAAUGUUUGUUCUCCGUGAGUUCCUCAGCCUUGAUGCUUUACCCCCGAUCUCCACCUUCAUCCUGAUCGUCUCCUAAAAGGUCGUAUCCUCCGAUCGUAGCUGAUCGGAACCAUUCAAGUUAACGUGUCAAUUUAACAGCGAAAAUUGCUGCUGUUCCGAUGCGGUGGAAAUUCGGGGUUAGUCACUGCCUCUGUUGGCCAGGAGAGGAACUGCAGGAUAAAACAUGUGCGGGUCGUUGGUUCAUUGACUUGAACGUUCGUUCCUCAGAGGGUUUAUUUUGACUCUUUGUGAAUCACGGCUCAAACUUUCACUUGUUUCCUUCUGUCCAGCUCCUCCCAGGAACACCACAGUCCUCGUCCUGCCAUCUACGGUGGUCCAGGAGGGCCAAAACAUCACCGUCUGCUGCCACACUGUCAGUUUCCCUCCUUCGGCGGUGAUCCUGAAGAAGCUGACCAACGGGAUGGAGUUAUACUCAUCCAACGGCACCUUCCUGUUGGUCAACGUCACAGCAAGAGAUUCAGGGGUCUAUCAGGUCAACGUGACCAACGACCUUGGGUUCCAGGUCAAAGUGUUCAGGAUCAACGUCACAGGUAAGUUACACCUGUCAGCUCUUCUUCAUAAAGAAAACCUGGUCUGAGUUUAUUCUGAAGUCUUCUUCUGGUGUCUGCAGAGAGAAGAUCUGACCUUCCUCCCAGGAUCAGCUCCGUCAUCAUCCCCAUCCUCUGCACAGCCGCCGGACUGGCUGCUGCCGCUCUACUCAUCGACUACCUGAGGAGAUCCAGGAAGAAGGGUUUCUAUCAGCUGCCUCAGUCCGCUCCACCCUCAGCCUAAAACCGAUCCUGGACCACUUCAGUACCCCAAACUGUUCCAUCAUGGGGCCGCCGUGCUCUUAAAUCUGGAUGUCAUGUCUGAAUAUGUGACGACCAACGUUCAUCAUGUGGCCUUUAUAUCUCCGUCCGUGACAUCUGACCGUCACUCAUAGCUUUGAAAUGCUAACGUGCGGCGUCUUCAUCCGUCCGUCAUGUGACCUUUUUGGAAAACAUGUGGCUAAGUCGGGUUCAAGACGACCAUGCCUUAACAUGACGCCACGAUCAAGUCUGUUUGUGCCAUCCGUGAUUUAUGGCCAGUAUGUUUGACCACUUUGUCUUUGCCUUGUGGUUUUCUUGAGCUCUCAUGUUGUACUCACGUCCUUCUACGCUGCCGAACUUUAGCUGCUAAUUUUCAUCGAUGAUCAGCACUGCCGAAUACGUGGCUUUAUCGUCCUGAAAUGUGACAAUCUAACCGUAAAUAUGGAUCUCACGUUUUAUCGUACGGCUCCGAACUUCAAACAUGUGACACCAUCUACCUACACGUCAUAACCAAGUAUUGAAAUGUCGCUUGUCAAGCUGUGAGGCUCUGAUGGCCAAAAGAUUUGACCACCAUGCCUGAACAUGUGUCUACUGGAACCAUCAGCUGUUCCAGGACAUCAGUUCAUAUAGGGUGACCAUACGUCCUCUUUUACCCGGACAUGUCCUCUUUUUGGGGGCUGUCUGGCCUCGUCUGGGAGAGUUUAUGAAAUCCUUUAAAUGUCCGGGGUUUUGUACGAAAGUUUUGACUUACUGAGUUAGAAUCGCGCAAAAAAACCAACAACCAGAUCCGAUCUUUUUGGGGAUUCAGAAUUUGGUCACCCUAGUUCAUACCAACAUGUGACUAAGACUUCCUCAUUCGCCGCCACCUGUUACUUUAUCUUAAACGUGACUUUUACGUCCAGUCAUGUGGCCACCAUCUCUAAACUCGUGGUUAGGUAUCGGUAAAACGUGGCUGACGUUUCAUCAUCCUCCUCCUGGACUAAGACUCAGACUCUUGGCUGUAGUAUCCUGAGGUGUGACGAUCUUGCCUGGACAUGCGGCUCCCACUAGACUACAGUUAUUUCACAACAGCAGAGCAGACUGAUGCGGGACCGAUACUUCACAUGUAGCUGCCGUGUCCCCCCUCCAAGAACCCCGACCUCAGGGGGUGUCCCUCCACCGAGUGACCAGGAAAACGGUCAGAGGUGAAACUAAAGCUGGAACAGAAAGUUUCCCUGUUUUUGUUAGUUUGGUACUGCUGCACCUUCAGUUUUUAUAUUAGUAAUAAAGUGUGUUGGUGUUGGUAAAUGAGUGAAACUCCGACUUUUCCGACGGAUGAAUGUUUGGACUGUACUUAUUUCGUCUUUUGUCCUGAAGCUUGUUGGAGCACGAUCAGAUUUUCUGGGAAUUUCCUCUGAUUCCGAGUCGCUCAGCAGCUUUCCCUUUCACUUCUCCCACUCUCACUGUUUACUGGAAGUCUUCAAGACCGCUCAGCCGGUUAUCACGGAGACGCUCCUGUUCAAACAGCAGUCCUCUUAAAGAAAACUCUCUGUUUAUCUGGGACGGUCUGGAGGAAACGGGCUGAGCAGGAACAUCAGGACCGUCCGAUCAGCAGCUGCUGAGAUUCAGAUUCACAGAGGAGUGGGUCAUAAAACCCCAGAUCCCCAAGGACUCCGAACGCCCCCGUCUGCUGUGUGUUUAUGAGCUGAAAGAAUGUGAUGAAGUAACAAGUGUGAAUAAAUUUGUCUCUUUUAGAUACAACCAGA
Xyrichtys novacula (pearly razorfish) is the source of this 20363-nucleotide messenger RNA. Lineage: Eukaryota; Metazoa; Chordata; Actinopteri; Labriformes; Labridae. The record is from the annotation of a GenBank genome assembly.